Molecule: messenger RNA, 1819 nt
Organism: Haliotis rubra (blacklip abalone)
Lineage: Eukaryota; Metazoa; Mollusca; Gastropoda; Lepetellida; Haliotidae
Product: organic solute transporter subunit alpha-like
Exons: 10
Coding region: 244-1305 (353 amino acids)
Biological process (GO): transport
Molecular function (GO): transporter activity
Source: RefSeq, a predicted model, not a curated record
CUCAUAUGUCACGUGAUCUCAUGCAAGCACUCGUCCGGGAUCCAAAUAAGUUCAGGUGUCGCGGACAGAACUUGUGCAGAUCGUGAGUUACUUCGCUCAUCGUUGGCUCGUCUCUCCACCCUAACUAAAUGUGGCUCUCCCAGCCUGUAACCGUUUCAGGAGUAUGCAGGUUGCAACCUGGUUUCAGCAAUCAUAGGAGCAGGUGGUACAUUUGUAGGAAGUUGUGAAACACUAGACUCAAAUAUGACAUCUGGAGCACCAAACACCACGGGUGCACCCAACUGUCCUGAUGUUGUUCCUUUAUCAGAGGUGUACUUUGCAGGAAUAUCUACUGCGGAAUUAGCGGUCACUGCUGUUUGUGCAGUAAUUGCUCUAGCUAAUGUCAUCAUGUACCUGGAGAGCACCUGGUUUAUAAUCCAACACUUCUUGGUUCGCAAGACAAAAGUUUUGUCUCUAUGGAUGAUUGGCCUACAACCAGUGUUUGCAGUGACAGCCUUGAUAGCUGUGUGUAUACCUCGGUCUUCCUUGCUGUCAGAUCUGGUAGCAGCAAUCUACCUGUCCAUCUGUAUGAGGACCUUCCUCCAGCUGAUGAUCCACUACCACGGAGGCGAGGAAGGCCUGAUCAACCACAUGUCAGGGGAGACAAUCAACCUGCGCAGCCCUCCCGUGGCCUGCUGUUGCUGCUGCUGCCCCAAGAUAGAGGUAAACAAGAAGAACCUCUUCAGAAUCAAGAUGUGUGUUUUACAAUUUGCCCUAUUAAGACCAAUCUUGGUGCUUCUGUCUGCUGUGCUGUGGACUGAUAAUAAAUAUGUGAAGGGAAAGAUGCAGCCAAACCAAGCCACCCUGUACUUGAGUGUGUUGAGCGGUGUAUCCACACUCACAGCCAUGUACGGCUUGAUCCUUGUAUUCAGGGCGUCCAGGAAGCAUCUGAAGGAAUUCUACAUUGGACCAAAGUUCAUCUGCAUUCAGUUAGUGCUUGUAUUCAGUAACCUCCAGGGCCUUGUCUUCAAUACUCUGGCCAACAACAACCUUCCUCCUUGUACACAGUUGAUGUCUUCUGCUGCACGAGGCGAUGUUUGGAACCAUCUCAUUGUCAUUGUGGAAAUGUUCCUUCUGGCGCUGCUUGCCCGCCGCUUUUAUCGCAGGACAGAUGGACAACAGAUCAUCAUGGAUGUUCAACUUACUAACUCAGAAGACCCAGACAAAGUGCAAAAAGAUGAAAACUCUUCCUUGAACAAUGGCACCAAUGAACAGAAAUACAGCAGCAGUGGAAAGGAACUGGAGCAAAAGAUUAACUACAUGUAGAUGAUGACGAUGAUAGUGGGAGAUGGACGGAAACAGAGUGUUUCAAAUAACGAAUAUUGUAACAAAACUUUGACAGUUGAACUGGAAUACUGUGCUUGAUUUAUGAAACAGGAACCAUGUUCUCAAACUGACUAGCUGUCAUUAAUGAACCAUAUGGAAUGGGAUAUGGGAUAUGAAACUCAUUGGAUCUAGUUGUACUUAUAGGGCAGAACUCUGAUACUCCUGAUUUUCACAUUUGUUUUGUUUGUUUGCUCUUUAAUGCCGCACUCAGCAGUAUUCUGGCUAUAUGGCGGCGGUCUGUAUAUACGGGAGUCUGGAUGCAUCAAUCCAGUGAUCAACAUCAUGAGCAUCCAUCUACUUGAGUGGGAUAAGAUGAUAUGUCAGCGAAUCUGAUCACCGGAUCCUGUUAGUCGCCUCUUAUGACAGCAUUAUUGUUAAGCACUAGUUCAUUUGGAUUGUCAGUUGUAUAUGAUAACAAUUCAUUUUCACUAGCCAUCAGGGGUUCAAACUUUUU